AUGUGUCCGCGCCUACUCUACAACUCUGCCGACAUCAUGACUGCAAGCCAAAUCAGAUUCAGGCGAGACCUCUCCCAGGACCCCGUUACGGCUCUAGCUUUACACCGCGCGCCUUCUGGGAGGCUCUUUGUCUUCGCUGGCGAAGACUCUGACCUUGUUGUCUACGAGGCGAAAAAUGGGCGCCACAAAGGCCGCUUCGUCUCUCGCGUAAGCGUAUUCAUAGAUCAGCCUAUCCAUGGGAUUUCCGUGAGGCAUGGCCAAGUUCUUGCAUGGGGUUUCUGCCACAUAGCCAUCCUUGCUGUUGAAAGCCUCACUCGGGAGGAUGACGGCGAUGGUUCUGUGAAUGGUCGGCCCCCUGCGAUAGCCAGGGCGACGGCUCCUGAUUGGAUAUACCAUGGUGCAUUCUCAGAAGCCGGUCCUUCUGUUGCGGUACUAGCCACGGCUCACAACGAGGUUAUUCCCUUAAAGUAUUCGCCCAGUACAGGAGAGAUCACCCUCGGCGCCGUCAUUGCACCCUCAAGACCGAUGCUCUAUUCCGCUCAUCUUAGUUGGAUAUCAGACGACACCAUACUGGUUGCCGGAGGAACUGUCUUCGGCCACGUUGUCGUAUGGAAAUGUCACCUGCUAGAAGGCGGCAGGUGGUCAACCGAAACGCUAUUCAACUUUGAAGGUCAUGAGGGAUCUAUUUUCGGCAUGGACAUCUGUACAAUUACACUAUCCGACGGGAGCUCGGUACAGAUGGUUGCCAGCUGCAGCGACGACAGGACGAUUCGCAUUUGGGAUAUCACGGAGAGAAAAGACAAAGCCCGAUCUCAACCCCUCCAGCCCAACCAGGUCAUCAAUACGGGCUUUGGAGGCAACGAUAUUGAGCGUGGCGACAGUGUUUCAGAUUCCAGCGAGGAGGGUACUCCCAUUGCAGCUGUAAUGGGACACGCAUCGCGCAUAUGGGGAGUCAGGUUUGGCCCCGAGUGCGGAGAAAAUGCCUUAUCCGUCUAUUCCUUUGGCGAAGAUGCAACGACGCAGAGAUGGCGUCUCCAAAUUGACUGCGAUGCGUCGGCUGGAGAGCCCAAUCCUAGCUCAAAAUCGUUAACCGGAAAAAUGUCCCACAGCAAGACAUUUUCCCUGCAUAAUGGGAAGCACCUUUGGUCAAGGGCCAUGCUAGCCGAAGACAAGGCUGUACUCAUUGCCACCGGUGGCACUGAUAGCCAAAUCUGUCUCAUUGAAGAGCCUGCCCUGAUUGAUGAACGGUCAAACAGUGUCGGCGGUUCAAUAGUUUUGGAUGCCAGCGACAUUCUAAAGGGCCUUGUGUCUUCCAAGGAGAUUAUUAGUCGCUAUGAUUUUCUCUCUCACGACCAUAUCCUUGUCACUACUAGCUAUGGAAAACUUCUCUUAGGACACCUAAUAGAAUCCCACACCGAACCAAAGUGGGAGCAAAUAAAUGUUCCUGAGGAGCGACAAGGAGAGGUGAAGCUUUGCUAUGUCGUAAAAGCCAUUGAUCCCACAGCCGCUCUUCUGGGUACAGCGAGCGGAAAUAUUUACCAUUUUAGCCUGUCAUCCAAGAGUAUCACACACGUUUCCUCCAUGCUGGGCAAGAUCACCGAUAUGAUCUGUCUCUCGAAUAAAAGCAGAGAUGGAUCGAGGUCCGCUUCGGCAGAGGUUUUAGUCUUCCUCCACGGAAAGGCGGAUUCUCAUUACUUUUCGAUUGACAUCUCUACGGGCGGUGUCCGCAGCCAAGCACAGACUGGGGGCCUCGAUCCUAGAUUUGUCCCUACUGCGGCUGGGAAAGUAGAUGAUCUGCUCGUCAUUGGAUCUCGGCAUGGAUGGCUAUCAAUUCUUGAUCACAAAGACGAUGAGACAUACAGCCCAAUCCUAGAUAUCGCAACACGAAGCCGCGAUACAAUCACCGCCAUUCUCCCACUACCCCUAAAAUCAGGCUCACACCAUACCUCCCACUACAUCCUUGUCACUAGCCGCGAUGGAAAAUACAGGAUAUACGAAAUAGAUCGGCGGCCAGAAUGCGUUCUCCUUCACCUGCGACAUGAAACUUCACCACCCUUUGGACCUAUGAUUGCAGGCGCGUGGUUUACCCAAGACACUGUGCCCGAGCUGGUAUUAUACGGGUUUAGAAGCAAGGAUUUUGUCAUUUGGAACGAGACACGACGAGAAGAAGUAGCGACAAUCGAAUGUGGUGGAGCGCAUAGGACGUUCCAGCUGACAUGCAGCAAAUCGAUACCUGGUCGUUAUCGUUUCGCGUUUACAAAGACAUCAAAGCUCUCCAUAUCUUCAUCAGACCAAUUGAGGCACGAGUGGGUCAAGAGUGGAAUCCAUGGACGAGAAAUUCGAAGUCUGAGCUCCAAUGGCCGUUAUAUAGCUACAGGCGCCGAAGACACUUCUAUUCGCAUAUGGGAUUAUCAACCUGCUGGAGAAGGUGCACAGGCAGAUCUACGAUGUGUGGCAGCUAUGAAGACCCACGUUACAGGCCUCCAAAAGCUUGUCUGGUUAGGAGAUGAUUAUCUCUUCAGCAGCGCUGGUAAUGAAGAGUUCUUCGUAUGGAGAGUGCGGAACUUGGACUCUGAUUACAAAGGCUUGGCAGUCGUCUGCGAAGGCGUCUUUACGGAUAAAAGUGCAGAUGCCGAUCUCCGCAUCAUGGAUUUCGAUGUCUGUAAAUCCAACAAUGGGGACGGUAUAAUAGUAACGAUGGGAUUUUCGAAUUCGGUGUUAAGGACGUAUCGCUACACAAGUGACAGCGGCCGAUUCGAACUCCUUAUAAAGGGAGCAUACACGGGAGCGUGUCUCACGCAGACGCGCCAUCUUGGCAUACGCAAUCAGCUACCAGUACUCUUCACAGCAUCCACCGAUGGUCACCUUGCCCUAUGGCGGACUGAGCCCGACGAAGGGGCCCAGCACAAGUAUGUCCUGGAACAGGUCGUGCCAUUGCACCAAAACAGCAUCAAAAGUCUGGACAUGAUGAAAUCAGGAGAAGGGUACCAUGUGUUUACCGGGGGCGACGACAAUAGCGUUGGUGUAACAUUACUCGGGCAGACCUCGCGCGGCACAGGCAAUGCCAGCUGGACUUUUGUCAAGCGAAGCAUCGUGCGCAAAGCCCACGCCGCAGCCAUUGCAGGCGUCUUGUUAGUCCGUCGCGGCACGGAACUUCUAGGAGUAAGUGUAAGUAACGACCAGCGUGUGAAGCUGUGGAGUAUCCCCGGCGGCGAGGAUGGAAAUAUCAAGUUUCUUCGAGGAGGAUGCAUCGGCGUGGCAGACGCUGGAGAUAUUGCAGCCGUUGGUGGACCAGAGAGCGAUGCAGCAACAGUAGUAUUCGCAGGGAUAGGGCUCGAAGCCUGGAGCUUGGUGUGA
Messenger RNA from Trichoderma asperellum CBS 433.97, 3357 nucleotides. RefSeq lists its product as uncharacterized. Lineage: Eukaryota; Fungi; Ascomycota; Sordariomycetes; Hypocreales; Hypocreaceae. The record is from RefSeq and is a predicted model, not a curated record. Gene Ontology annotation, biological process: tRNA methylation. Gene Ontology annotation, molecular function: protein binding. Gene Ontology annotation, cellular component: cytoplasm.